GAAGUAGUUGAAGGAUGGUUGACCUAUCGGUAAAUGAUUUUUGAUAUCGUAUGAGUGAAGUUAAAACAAAUGAAAAUAUCAUGUGGUGAUUACAAGGUCAAUAAACAAAACUUUCAAGCUUCCAAAAAAUUAACGCACCAUCCGUCUCAUAGAAUGAACUCCACAGACCGAGUGAGCGGGCGUGAGAGACCCUUUGACCUUGGAUGGUUACAAUUUCUUAAUCGAAAAUCUCAUUGUUUUAGAUGGAAUUGAGUGUUUUUUAUACUUUUAAUUAACAUCGUCAUAACUUUCAUAUUCACAUAAAAUUAUCUAAAAUUAUUUAAAAAUCAAAUCAUUUUAAGUUUUCUCAAAUAUUAUAUACUGACAUUGAACUCAGCUCCUUAACCAAGAUAUGCAGAUUGUAUUUAAGAAUAAAAUCCACCAAAAAAAUUUAAAAUGCAUAAUAAAAACAAAAACAACAUUUUAGGAAUAAAAUAUUAUAAAAUCAUCGUCGCAACACACCAGCAACUAUAAAUCAAAGCUAAGCAAACAACCUUUUCACCAAGUUCCUUCUCCUUCAACAAUCUUUCAUUCCUUAGAUAAGUUUACGUAAUAGACUCCAAAGAAACAAACCAUGGUUGUUGUGUUACAGCCAGUCCCAAAAUGCAAAACGAGUUCGGUUUUAAUCCCCGUUGUAGACUUCGCCGACCCAACUUCCAAAACCCAAAUCGUUAAGGCUUACGAGGAGUUAGGCUUCUUCAAAGUCGUCAACCAUGGAGUUAGACCCGAUCUUUUGACAAAGAUGGAGGAAGAAGCCACCAAGUUCUUUGCUUUGUCUCAGUCUCUCAAAGAUAAAGCCGGUCCAGCCGACCCGUUUGGAUACGGCAGUAAACGAAUCGGACUCAAAGGUGACGUGGGAUGCGUUGAGUAUAUUCUCCUCAAUGCUAAUAAUCAUCUGUCGUCUACCAAAUCCACCGCCGUUUUCCGCCAAAUCCCUGCCAUUUUCAGAGAGGCGGUGGAAGAGUACAUGGAAGAGAUGAAGGGAAUGUCGAGCAAGGUUCUUGAAAUGGUAGAAGAAGCGCUAGGGAUAGAGCCAAAGGAGAAGCUGAGCAGAUUGGUGAAGGUGAAGGAGAGUGAUUCGUGUUUUAGGAUGAACUAUUACAAGGAGAAGGAAGAGACUCAGGCCAAGGAAGAGAUUGGGUUCGGUGAGCACACUGAUCCACAGUUAAUAUCAGUGCUCAAAUCAAACGACACUGAGGGCUUACAAAUCUGUUUGAAAGAUGGGACUUGGGUCCCUGUUCCACCUGAUCACUCUUCUUUCUUUGUUUUUGUCGGAGAUACUCUUCAGGUGAUGACUAACGGAAGAUUCAAGAGUGUGAAACACAGAGUGCUCAAAAAUAUAAAGAGGUCAAGAUUAUCGAUGAUCUACUUCGCAGGUCCUCCGUUGGCGGAGAAGAUUGCACCAUUGGCAUGCCUUGUCCCCAAGCAAGAGGAUUAUCUUUAUAAAGAGCUUACUUGGUCUCAAUACAAGUCAUAUGGUUACAAGACUAAGCUUGGUGACUAUAGGCUUGGUCUCUUUGAGAAAUAACUUCCAUUUUUUUUUGUCAGCAAUAACUUCCAUCUUCUAUAUUUAAUGUUUGAGAUACUUUUAUAUCUCUUUAGUUUUUUUUCUGAAAAAAAUAUAUGAGUUUUUGUUGUUGUUAUUUUAGAAAUUCAAUCAUUUCUUUUAGUUUAUAAGUUUGUACCAAGAAGGGCAAAAUA
Molecule: messenger RNA, 1740 nt
Organism: Brassica napus (rape)
Lineage: Eukaryota; Viridiplantae; Streptophyta; Magnoliopsida; Brassicales; Brassicaceae
Product: gibberellin 2-beta-dioxygenase 3-like
Exons: 3
Coding region: 614-1567 (317 amino acids)
Biological process (GO): gibberellin catabolic process; response to light stimulus
Source: RefSeq, a predicted model, not a curated record